Rhagoletis pomonella (apple maggot) is the source of this 1255-nucleotide messenger RNA. RefSeq lists its product as uncharacterized. The transcript is spliced from 3 exons. The record is from RefSeq and is a predicted model, not a curated record. Lineage: Eukaryota; Metazoa; Arthropoda; Insecta; Diptera; Tephritidae. Bases 539 to 1255 code for a protein of 238 amino acids.
GAAGUGAGACAACUGCGGCUGGACGUGGGCGCAGCUGUGCAAUUUUCGGUUCAAUAUUUUUCAAAUGUCCGGACAUUUCAAGACUAUAUGUAUAUAAUUUAUUUGCUGGGCAUUGUUUUUAAUAAAUGUACGUUAAAUUAUAAGAUUUGUGCAGACAAAACGGAAAAUAAAUUAACUUUGUUGUUAUUUGUGUGAAAUAUAUUAUAGAUAACUGUAUUGUGUAGCGUCAAAGGAUACGAAGUGUGUGUAAUUAAAAGCAAAAAGUGGCGAAAAUAAGAUUGAAAAAAAACAAGCCGCAAAAGUAACAAAAGGACAAAAAAAAAUCAAAACAAACUGUGAAUCAACAGUAAGAAGAUUAUAACUGCCGUCCAAAGAUCAGUAACCCGCUCAAUCUUUGCUGUGCUGUUGCGUGCGCAUUAACACGUGCAAAUAAAUCGCCACUCGUUGCCGUCCCCACUUACAGUGUAUUUUGGGCUCGCACACCCACGCACUCGCUCAACAGCUGCGAGCGCAUUCACAUCUCAACCAGUUUUGUUGCAUGGCAAGCGCGAUCAUUCGCAGUGUAGCGGUUCAUCCACGAUCUACAGCGAUUCAAUUCACCGAUUGCAUUUGCCUUGAUAACGGUGUUACGUCUGCAAACUCAUCACCUUACCGACCGACUCAGCUGCCGCCAGUGGCUCCUUACAAACCACCGGAAAUAAACGACGAGAGUUUAGGUUUUAGCUACUCGAAAACUACCACACCACUCUGCGCAUGCGUGAAUUGUACUAAAAAAGUGUCAUCAUUUGGUUUCGAUCGCUUUCAAAGUGAUAUAAUUUCUACAUCUACGACCAAUACCACACUGGUGGAGGUGGAAAAGGAGAAAUUGGCGACUAACGACGAUCACCUAUCACCGAUCGUUGAGCAUACCUCAGUGCAGGAGGACGCAGCGGCUUUAGGAGCACUCAGCAAGAAAAAAUCACCUCUAUUCGGUAGAAAAAAGCGUAACGAUUCAUCAACUACUCUACUCUCACAAUCGUUUUCUUUGCGUACCGUGGAGCCAUUCUACGGCAGUGAGGAGCCGAAACAGGCAAUUAAUCAAAAUAAAAUCGAUCAUAGCGCUGUUGAAGCGAUCAAAAUGAGUUUGAGAAGAGCAAACGGCAUCGCCAGAAGCCCAACCAAUGGCACAGAUAUCAAUCGUAAUAAUGGACAAAUUGGAAAUGGGGUUUUAUUGGGUGUCGAAAAUAAUUGGUUUCCGGAAAUAUGCUCAGAUUAA